Molecule: messenger RNA, 1077 nt
Organism: Adineta ricciae
Lineage: Eukaryota; Metazoa; Rotifera; Eurotatoria; Adinetida; Adinetidae
Source: the annotation of a GenBank genome assembly
AUGUACAAGUUGCUGAUUUUCUUUUCCUUUUGUCUAAUAUCAAUCGAUGCUCAUGGUUAUCUCUUCGAACCCGUCGCUCGUAGUUCAGCUUGGCUUGUUGAUCCAGCGUUCAAAGAGUGUUGUACUUAUUCGGGACAUAUGGAAAUGUUCUGUGGUGGAAUUGGACAUCAGUGGAAUAACAAUGGAGGAAAGUGUGGCAUCUGCGGUGAACCAUACGAUCGAGCUGCGAAAUUAUUCGAGAAAGGCGGCAGAUUGUACCUAGGUAAAGUAGUUCAAACCUAUGCUCAAGGUCAACAAAUUGAAGUAAAAGUUAAAUUAUCAGCGAAUCAUCAAGGAUAUUUUGAAUUUCGUUUAUGCAGUGUGGAUAACAAUCCCGAUGCCGAUGCUACACAGGAAUGUCUUGAUAAUCAUUUGCUAACAGUCAUUGACUCGAAUUCAACUAAGCAUAGCGAUAUUUAUCGACACGGCUCAGGAAUGAUCACUGUUCGUGUACAAUUACCUUCAAAUCUAGCUUGUCAACAUUGCGUAUUUCAAUGGAAAUAUACAACAGGAAAUAAUUGGGGUAGAGAUCCAAUAACGAAUAAGUCGGGUCCUGGUUUAGGAAAAGAGAAUGAAACAUUUAUGGGUUGUUCAGAUAUCAGUAUUACACCAAAACGAACAACGACAAUUCGUCCACCGAGACUUUUCAUUUCAAAAGCUGCUGCGACUACAACGAAGAAAAGUUCAACAUCGACUUCAGCUGAUUAUUGGAUACUAUUACUUUCGAAAUAUUGGUCCUUGCCACCAAUGAAACAUCAAUCCAAAACAACAACAACAACAACAACAACAACAAAGAUGAGCUCAUUCAAGUCAUCAAAGAAAACAAAAACGAGAACAACCACUCCCAUAACCACUUCAGCUGCCAUUAUCCGUUCCGUCGCACAAAUAUCCAUGUGGUCUUCACUAUUAGUUCCGUAUAAAAAAGGUGAUGAAGUCGUGUAUAACGGUACAAAAUAUCGUUGUGUAACUUCACACCGUUCGUACGCAGGUUCAGAACCCAGUUUGCUUACAUGGGCUCUUUGGCGAAAAGUGACAUAG